Puntigrus tetrazona (Sumatra barb) is the source of this 4646-nucleotide messenger RNA. RefSeq names its product NACHT, LRR and PYD domains-containing protein 12-like. The transcript has 14 exons. Gene Ontology annotation, molecular function: protein binding. Lineage: Eukaryota; Metazoa; Chordata; Actinopteri; Cypriniformes; Cyprinidae. The record is from RefSeq and is a predicted model, not a curated record. Bases 163 to 3567 code for a protein of 1134 amino acids.
GGUAAUCUUUUUUUUUUUUAUUCUAUGAUCAACAAAAACUAGUAUAGAGGAACAAAACAGUGCAAAUCUAUUUGGGGUGAACACUGAACAACUUGCAAGCUCAAACUAGAUAACAGUGUGGAGCUUUCUGCUGAAAGCAGAGACAUCCAGUUACAAGGAAACAUGACUUCCAGAUUUAGGAUUUCACUGAAACAUAAAACUAAAUCUUCAAAGAGUUCAAUUCAGAAGAGAUCAUCCCAAUCUGACCGCAGCGGUGUGUCUUUAAAGAGUGACCAGUCAAAAGAUCCUGAUAUUAAUUUCAAAGAGAGAAAGUCUUUUGCUGAGAGUGACAAAAAGGAUGUGCCUCUCUACUCAAGUAAAAAACACAAGAAUGCAGUCUUUAAGAUGCUUAAGCGCACAGUCAUUUCUCUGGUUAAAAAUGAACUAAAGAGGUUUAAGAAACUGCUGAGUCCAGAUUACCCACAAUGCUCUGAGGUAGAGGAAGAGGAGGAUGAAGGCCAGAGCGGUGUCAGAGAUGCAGUUCUGAAGCUCACACUGCACGUCCUGAGAAAGAUGAACCAGGCAGACCUUGCCUACACAUUACAGACCAAACUGACCCCCAUGAGUCAUCAAGUACUGAAAUCCAGCCUAAGGGCAAAAUAUAAUAGAAUUCAUGAAGGAAUUUCACUGCAUGGAAAAACAACUUUUCUGCACGAGAUCUACACAGAGCUUUACAUUACAGAAGGAGAGAGUGGAGGGGUCAGUAUUCAACAUGAGAUCAGAAGGAUUGAGACAACGUCCUGGACACCAGAGACACUGGAAGCACCAAUCAAAUGUAAUGACAUCUUUAAAUCCUUAACAGGACAAAACAAGCCCACCAGAACUGUACUGACUAAAGGAGUUGCAGGAAUUGGAAAAACAAUCGCUGUACAGAAAUUCAUUUUAGACUGGGCCGAAGGAAAAGAAAAUCAGGACAUUCACUUCAUAUUUCCACUUCCUUUCAAGGAGCUCAAUUUGAUGAAAGAGAAAAAUAUUAGUCUGAUGGAGCUUCUGAAUCAGUUUUUCACAGAGUUAAGAUUACAAAAUUGUGAUGAAUAUACAACUAUGUUCAUAUUGGAUGGCCUGGACGAGUGUCGACUUCCUCUGGAUUUCCAGAACAAUGAUAUUUUAAGUAAUGUGACAGAAUCAGCCUCAGUGGAUGUUCUCCUGACGAACCUGAUCAAGGGGAAUCUGCUUCCUUCAGCUCUCCUCUGGAUCACCUCUCGACCAGCAGCAGCCAAUCAGAUCCCUCCUGAGUGUGUUGACCAGGUCACAGAAGUGCGAGGAUUCAAUGACCCUCAGAAAGAUGAAUAUUUCAUGAAGAGAAUAAGUGAUCAGAGUCUGGCCAGUCGAAUCAUCACACACAUCAAAUCAUCAAGGAGUUUAUACAUCAUGUGCCACAUCCCAGUCUUCUGCUGGAUUUCGGCCACUGUUUUGCAGAGAAUGUUGCGUGAAGCAGAGAGUGCAGAGAUUCCCAAGACUCUCACUCAAAUGUUCACACACUUCCUGAUCUAUCAGAUCAAACAAAGAAGCCAGAAGUACCAAGACAGCACUGAAGUAGAUCUUAAGCAGACAACAGAGAGCAUAUUUUCCCUAGGAAAACUUGCUUUUCAACAACUAGAAAAGGGCAACUUGAUCUUCUAUGAGGAAGACCUCAGAGAAUGUGGCAUUGAUGUCAAAGAAGUGUCAGUGUAUUCAGGACUGUGUACUCAGAUCUUCAGAGAGGAGUUUGGACUGUACUUGGGGAAGGUGUACAGCUUCGUACAUCUGAGCUUUCAGGAGUAUCUUGCUGCUUUAUUCAAGUUUCUUUCCCUAAUCCUAAGACCUACGAAGCAUUUUAAACUAUUUAGCUCCACAAUGACUGAUUUGCUAAAAAGAGAAGUGGACAGAGCCUUGGAGAGUGAGAAUGGACACCUGGACCUCUACCUUCGCUUCCUUCUGGGCCUCUCUUUAGAGUCAAAUCAGUGUCUUAUACAAGGCCUACUGACGCAUACGGGGAAUGUAUGCUUAAUAAACACGCAAAAAUUAAUUAAACAUGUCAAGGAGAAGAUAAAGGAUAAUCCCUCUCCAGAGAAAUCCAUCAAUCUGUUCCACUGUCUGAAUGAACUGAAUGAUCAUUCUCUAGUGCAGGAAGUCCAAGCAUACCUGAAGGAAACAGGUCCCAGAGGUCUCUCUGGAGUUAAACUUUCUCCUGCUCAGUGGUCAGCUCUGGGAUUUGUGUUGCUCAACUCAGAAGAGGAGCUAAAUGAGUUUAAGAUAAGUAAAUAUGAUCAAUCAGAAGAAUGUCUUCUGAGACUGCUGCCAGUGGUCAAAGCCUCUAGAAAAGCUGAGCUGUGUGACUCUAAUCUGACAGAGAAGAGCUGUUUAGCACUGGCCCCAGUCAUUAGCUCAAACUCAUCAUGUCUAACAAAGCUGGAUAUAAGCAAUAACAACCUGCUGGAUUCAGGAGUGAAGCUGCUCUGCGUUGGACUAAAGAAUCCACAAUGUAAACUGGAGACAUUACAGUUGUCAAACUGCUGUAUUACAGAGGAUGGUUGCGCUGCUUUGGCUUCAGCACUGAGAAGAAAUCUCUCACACCUGAGAAAGCUGAAUCUUAGUGAUAACACAAUAGGAAACACUGGAGUAAAUCUCCUGUCUGAUCUGCUGGAGGACCCACAGUGCAAACUGAGCAAGCUAUACCUUCGUAACUGCAGUAUUGGAGAGGAAGGUUGUGCUGCUGUAGCUUCAGCUCUAACAUUAAACCCCUCACACCUUAGAGUACUCAACCUCGGUAUGAAUAAACCAGAAAAUUCAGGGUUAAAGAUGCUCUUUCAUCUACUGGAAAAUCAAAACUGCAAACUGGAGAAGCUACAGUUGUCUGAAAGCAGCAUUAGAGAAGCAGGAUUUUAUCUUCUGGUAUCAGCUCUGAAAUCAAACCCCUCACAUAUGAGAGAACUAGAUCUGAGUGCAAAUGAACCAGGUGAUGCAGGAGUGAGGGUGCUCUCUGAUCUACUGAAGGAUCCACACUGUAAACUUAAGACAUUACAACUAUCUAACUGUACUAUUGGGGAGGAAGGCUGUGCUUCUCUGGCUUUAGCUUUGAGAUCAAACCCUUCGUACCUGAGGGAGUUUGACAUCAGCUCAAACAAACCUCAAGAUUCAGGAAUAAAGCUGCUUUCCGAUCUACUGGAGGAUCCACAAUGUAAACUACAGAAACUGACGUUGCGUAACUGCAGUAUUGAAGAGAAAGGUUGUUCUGCUCUGGCUUCAGCUCUAAAAUCAAACCCUUCACACAUGAGAGAGUUUGAUCUCAGCUCAAACAACCCUCAAGACUCAGGAAUGAAGCUUGUAUCCAGUCUACUAGAGGAUCCACAGUGUAAACUAGAGAAACUAAUGUUGCGUAACUGUAGUAUUGAAGAGGAAGGUUGUUCUGCUCUGGCUUUGGCUUUGAGAUCAAACCCCUCUCACCUGAGAGAACUAGACCUGAGCUUGAAUAAACCUAGAAACUCAGUAAAACUCUUGUCUGAUCUACUGGAGGAUACAAAUUGCAAACUGUCCCUAAAACUCUAGUCUACACAUAUUUUACCCGUUUAACACUGCCCUACAGAGUAGUCUGUUUCUUUGUCUCCACUGUGUAAGGAGCAAAUUCAUUUCUUGAAACCAAAAACCUGCCAUGCAAAAAAAAAAAUAAUCUGAGAAAGCAUCUCCAAAGGAAUGAAGGAUUUCAAAAAGAGAGCAAACAACACCCUCUUUCCCUGUUGUUUACAACACCCCUUUUCACCCCCUGCCAUUCCAGCCUCCCCUCCUUCUGCCCAAAAGGCUCAAAGUUCAUUAAGAAUAAGGCAUUAUAUACCAUGUGUCAUGUGAAGCUGUUGUCUAUUUUUCAUGUUUGGUCUCAUUUUAAAGUGAGAAGGGGGUGUGUCCUCCUUUAAGGUCUCUGAAAAUGUGACCCUAGGACCCCGGAGCAUGGGAACCUAAAAAUCAAAAGGUAUUUUUAUAGUUUUAGAGCCGAUCUGAAAACCUCAUGGUCUAGUCUGAGUAUAUAAGGAGAGUGACAAAACAUGACAGCGUGCGAUUCUGUAGCCAGAUCGGCCCGAAGUGUGGGUAUGUCCCCAUAAACCACACUACAUACUUUCUAUGCAUUUUUACUCUAGGUUUAUCUUUAAGAAAAUGAUGUUUUGCCUUGACAUAAAUGUAACUCUGAAUUGGCUUCUAAAUGUUUGUGUAAUUGGCAAACAGUUACAAGUGUGGUCAGGUGUUCAUUUGCACUUCAGUGUUUCCCAAAAGCAACUAUGGUUGCUAGUUCUGUCACUAUCAACAGAGUUCAAUGAUUUUAUGAAAAAAAAAAAAAAAGUGUAACAACGUGGAAAUAAUAAAAUUAAAUGUACAGAUUAUUAAAAUAUUUAUUAUUGCGCUUUCGUAUAAUUACCACUGCCUGAUGUUCUGGUUCCCGAUCCGUCUGCCUGCCUUCCCCUGUGUGCCUGCCGGCCUGAGACACCUCUCCUGUUUGUGAUUAUCAGAUAAGGAAAGAAGUUUUGAGUUUCUGAUUUGAACUCUGAUUACUCAUGUUUUCAAAUUUUUCAUGUUUGUUUUAAGGCGCGAUGCCGCCAGAUUAGUUGAACCAUUAAAAUACACAUCUUCUGUUUGAA